This is a messenger RNA of Erigeron canadensis, 965 nucleotides long. RefSeq names its product multiple organellar RNA editing factor 2, chloroplastic-like. The coding region runs from base 51 to 761 and encodes 236 amino acids. Gene Ontology annotation, cellular component: mitochondrion. Gene Ontology annotation, biological process: mitochondrial mRNA modification; cytidine to uridine editing. The record is from RefSeq and is a predicted model, not a curated record. The transcript is spliced from 4 exons. Lineage: Eukaryota; Viridiplantae; Streptophyta; Magnoliopsida; Asterales; Asteraceae.
UCUAUCUAUCCAUAAACCCUUACCACCAUUUCCUCACUUUCACAACAACCAUGGCGGCGGUGGCAACAUCUCUCCGAUCACUCCUAACUCUCCGAUCAUCUUCUCUCACUUUCUCCAAACGCCUUUUCUCAUCCAUAUGCAGAUCUCCACCAAUCUCUUACCAACCGCUCCGAUCAUCCACCAUCCCUCUCUCACACUCUCUCCAGUUCUACCCCGGCAGUGCUGUCCGUUUCAACCAAAUCCGAUGCCGUGUGAACCGGUCCGGCGGUGCUUACUCUCCGCUUAACUCCGGUUCGAAUUUCAGUGACCGGCCACCGACGGAAAUGGCGCCGUUGUUCCCUGGAUGUGAUUAUGAACACUGGCUGAUUGUUAUGGAUAAACCUGGCGGUGAAGGUGCUACUAAACAGCAAAUGAUUGAUUGUUAUGUUCAAACCCUAGCCAACAUUCUCGGCAGUGAGGAUGAAGCAAAGCAGAAGAUUUAUAAUGUUUCUUGUGAGAGGUACUUUGGAUUUGGAUGUGAGAUUGAUGAAGAGACUUCAAAUAAGCUUGAAGGUCAGCCUGGUGUACUCUUUGUGCUACCUGAUUCAUAUGUGGAUGCCGAAAACAAAGAUUAUGGAGCUGAGCUGUUUGUGAAUGGAGAGAUCGUUCAGAGGUCACCUGAAAGACAAAGGAGGGUUGAGCCUGUUCCACAAAGAGCACAAGACAGACCAAGAUACAAUGAUCGAACUCGAUAUGUCAGGCGUCGUGAAAACAGUCGCUAAACGUGAUAAGGCCCAGAUAUCCUGAUUAUGUAAUGAACAGAUACAAUCUCUACAUCUGAAACAUCGCUAGUGGAUUGGUUAUCUAUGAACAGAUGGUGUCUUGUGGUUAAUCUACGUCUCUUGUGUUUCUGCAAAUGUAGCUCUUUGCAUGAUUUAAUAUCUAAUUAUUUAGGUCAAAUAAUUAUCAAAUACUGCUUUUGUUUA